GGCGGGGUUCACCGCUUGCCGGGUCGGCCUUUCAGUCUGGUGGCAGCCCAGGCGGGAGAACGAACGAACGAGCGAGCGAGCAAGCGAGAGGCUGGGGACCGGCCGCUAAACAGCGACCAUCGGCAUGUUCAGUUGGCUGAAGCAGAGCGGGCGCCAAAAGCCUGGCGAAAGCGAGGACGUGGUGGAAACGGUGACCGGCGGUUUGAAGGAGCUUUACGCGAAGAAGCUGCUUCCGCUGGAGGAGCAUUACCGCUUUCAUGAGUUCCACUCGCCCGCCCUGGAGGACGCAGACUUCGACAACAAGCCCAUGGUGCUUCUCGUGGGUCAGUACAGCACCGGGAAGACCACUUUUAUCAGGUACCUCUUAGAGCAAGAUUUUCCAGGCAUGCGAAUUGGCCCUGAACCAACUACAGAUUCUUUUAUUGCCGUCAUGUAUGGAGAUACUGAAGGGAGUACUCCAGGAAACGCUCUUGUGGUGGAUCCCAAAAAGCCAUUCCGCAAACUCAGCCGUUUUGGAAAUGCAUUCUUGAAUAGGUUCAUGUGUGCUCAAUUACCCAAUCAGGUUCUGAAGAGUAUCAGCAUCAUAGAUAGCCCUGGCAUUCUUUCAGGAGAGAAACAACGCAUCAGUAGAGGUUACGACUUCUGUCAUGUCCUGCAGUGGUUUGCUGAGCGGGUUGAUCGUAUCAUCCUUUUAUUUGAUGCCCAUAAACUUGAUAUUUCUGAUGAAUUCUCAGAAGCAAUCAAGGCCUUCCGGGGUCAGGAUGACAAGAUACGGGUGGUGUUGAAUAAGGCUGACCAAGUGGACACCCAGCAGUUAAUGAGAGUAUAUGGUGCACUCAUGUGGUCCUUAGGCAAAGUAAUUAAUACUCCAGAGGUAUUGCGAGUUUACAUUGGUUCUUUUUGGGCCCAGCCCCUGCAAAACACAGAGAAUCGAAAAUUGUUUGAGGUAGAGGCACAAGAUCUUUUCCAAGACAUUCAGAAUCUUCCACAAAAAGCAACAGUGAGAAAACUGAAUGAUCUGAUCAAGAGGUCACGGCUUGCAAAGGUGCAUGCUUAUAUAAUCAGCUAUUUGAAAAAAGAAAUGCCUUCAGUAUUUGGAAAAGAAAAUAAAAAGAGGGAAUUGAUCGACAAAUUACCUGAAAUUUAUCGUCAGCUACAGCAGGAGUAUCAGAUUUCAUCAGGAGAUUUCCCCGAAGUCAAGAAAAUGCAGGAACAAUUGGAGAACUAUGACUUCACUAAAUUCCAUUCACUGAGACCAAAACUGAUAGAAGCCGUCGAUAACAUGCUGGCCAGUAAAGUGGCUUAUUUAAUGACUCUGGUUACACAGGAAGAACGUAACAUGCCAGUACAAAAGGUGCAAGGUGGGGCAUUUGAUGGCACCACAGCAGGACCAUUUGACCAUGGCUAUGGGGAAGGUGCCAAGGAAGGAGCUGAUGAGGAGGAAUGGGUUGUUGCCAAAGAUAAACCCACAUACGAUGAAAUCUUUUACACUCUCUCACCAGUCAAUGGUAGAAUCUCGGGGGCCAAUGCAAAGAAAGAUAUGCUGACCUCCAAACUGCCAAACAGUGUCUUGGGAAAAAUCUGGAAACUUGCUGACUGUGAUAACGAUGGCAUGUUGGACGAAGAGGAAUUUGCAUUAGCAAAGCAUCUCAUCAAGAUAAAAUUGGAGGGAUAUGAACUUCCUAAUGUCUUGCCCAUCCACUUGGUACCCCCAUCCCAUAGAAAAAAUGUGCGUGGAAUAGAGCGGUAAAAUGAAUUGUGAAAAAGUCAAACACACAAAAUGGUGAAAACUGUUACAUAGAAAAACGUGCAAGAAUCCUUUUAGCCCACUUGAAAGUAUAUUAAUCUGCCAAUAUUUUCAGAGCCAUAUCAAAUUUUAAAUUUGUCCUAAAGCAAAAUCGCUUUUGCAUUCUUUAAAAAAAAAAAAAGCACACAGAGCAUAAUUGGCAAUGAGAAACUAUAAUUAGUCAGGGUAUCCAUGUAUGCACAUUUGUGUCCCUAUAGAAAUUAUUUCUGAUUUUUAAAAUAUACAUGAAUUAGAUGCAAUAUUCUUUGUAAGUUAUAGGAACCAGCAAUGUAGAGCACCAGUUAACUUUUAUGAAUAGAUAUAGAAACCCUCUUGCACAAAAAUAUUUUGUCGAAAGUGCCUUUUAAAUCUCUUUUUGCAAAUAUUAAAUGGGUUAAGGAGAAAUAUUUCCAUUAAAUUUACAGUCACAUUGAUGAAAUAGGAUUAGGUAGGUGUAAAAUAAAUUCAGAUAUUUAAAUAAUAAAAGACAAAACCUAAGGCCUUUACAAAAUUUUAAAUCAAUUCUCUUCCAAGAGCCAUUGUUUUUUUUUCUAUUUGAAAUAUAUUUGAAAUAUUUUUAUGAUAUUCCAAAAUCAAACUAUGUUUCUUAGAUUACGUUUUUAGCCUAAAAGAAUGCAUUUCAGUGCAGCUUUGUUGUUUUAAUCAAAUAUUUAAGAACAUGUUUUAGUUUAAAAUUUAUGAACAAAUAGUUCACUGGGAAAAAGGAAAAAAAUGGUAUGCAAAAAAAUAAGUGUUUUAAUGAAUACUAACUUCAUUUGAGAAAAUUGGUGAAAUAUAAUUAAGAAAUACUUAUUUCAGUUGAUUGUGAUCAGUAAUUGUUGAAAUUAUCCAAAUUAUUGUAAAUAAGAUAUAAAAUAUCAGUUUUGUAGGAUUAGAUUCAAAGUUUCAGCAUUUUGUUUCCAGCCAGAUUUUCCAGAAACUUCAUAAAUGGGACAUGAAUGCAUUACAGUACCUUUCCCUGUUCUCAGCAUUUGGUGAUUAGAGAUAUACUAUCUCAGAAUGUGGAGGUUCCAUUUAAUAUCAUAGCUGAUAAGUUGUGAUAAAAUUGGUCUCUGUGCAUUUUAUUUUUUACUUUAUAAAGUCAUUUAAGAGGAGGCUAUUACCAAAUAUUGUGGUCAGAUCCUAAUAGGUUAGAGGUAAUUGAUACUUUUUAAUUAGCUAUAAAUCUGCAGGGUACUUUAUGUACAAAUAUAGUUUUCAAAAUUACACAUUCUGAGAAUUCAGUUUCAUAAAAAUAAAACUUGCUGACCAUGUACCAAUAUUCUUUGCAGUGUUACCAUGCAUAAAUGAAAGGUAUGCUUACUGAAAGUGAAUUACGUAUGGGGCAAGUAAAACUGUUUUGAUAUUCU
Messenger RNA from Protobothrops mucrosquamatus (brown spotted pit viper), 3156 nucleotides. It is a transcript of the gene EHD4, whose product is annotated as EH domain containing 4. Gene Ontology annotation, biological process: endosomal transport; endocytosis. Lineage: Eukaryota; Metazoa; Chordata; Lepidosauria; Squamata; Viperidae. Gene Ontology annotation, cellular component: cytoplasm; plasma membrane. The transcript has 6 exons. Gene Ontology annotation, molecular function: GTP binding; protein binding; calcium ion binding. The record is from RefSeq and is a predicted model, not a curated record. The coding region runs from base 125 to 1750 and encodes 541 amino acids.